Hydra vulgaris (swiftwater hydra) is the source of this 1476-nucleotide messenger RNA. RefSeq lists its product as uncharacterized. The record is from RefSeq and is a predicted model, not a curated record. NCBI's taxonomy places the organism in Eukaryota, Metazoa, Cnidaria, Hydrozoa, Anthoathecata, Hydridae.
AUGCGUCCACAAUCGCAGUGCCUUGAAUCAUUUUUCAAGAGUCAUCCGGUUCAACCAAAAGAGGAUGGGGAACAUUUUCCAUUUUCUAAUGUUCGUCGAGUGUUUUAUAGAAGCCAAGACGAUAUCAAUAGGGUUUGGCUUUCUUACUGUCACAGUUCGAAGGCCAUGUUUCGCACAGUGUGUCUGGCCUACAGCAAAGCUAGUGAAUCCAAUGCAUUUACUGAUGGCAUGAAUGAUUGGAAGCAUGUUCACCAACGAAUCGAAGAACACAAAUCGAGUAAACACCAUUGCAGGAGUGUAGAGGCACACAUGUCGAGCAAUGACAAGGACGUAUAUAGCUUGCUUUUUUCAAAUCAAAAAAAUGUGAGAGCUGCUCAAGUUAAAGAAAAACGGCAAGUUCUAGAACGUGUGAUAGAAAUUGUUAAAUUUAUUGGAAAGCGAGGACUUAGUUACAGAUCUAUCAAUGACGCAGCCUACUGUCUGGACAAUGUCAAUAUUGACCACGGGAACUUUUUAGAAAUUUUAAUCCUUCUGUCUAAAUUUGACCCGCUUAUGAAAAAUCAUCUUGACAUCGUGACGGAGAAAAGUAAGCAACGACAUGUCACGUGCGCAGCAUCAGGAACGAAGGGACGAGGAGGGUUAGUAACAUUUAUUUCAAGCACUACUGUCAAUUAUGUAAUUGAAUUUGUUCGCCGUAUGAUUAAGGCAUCGAUUGCAGAUGAGAUUCAAUCGGCAGGAAUGUUCUCCGUGCAACUGGACACAACGCAAGAUGUUAGCGUAAAGGAUCAAUGCUCGAUUGUAAUCCGAUAUGUUAAAGACCAUAUUUACGAGCAACUGGUAUCCGUCAGCAAUUGUACUAAUUCGACAGGCAAGGGUAUGUUCGAGCUGUUCCGGGAUGAAAUUGUCAAAAUGGGCAUAAACAUUGAAAAGUGUGUGGGAACUCUACAGUCGGGGCGGCAAACAUGCAGGGCCAAUAUUCCGGUUUCACAAAAUGGCUCAGUGAAGCAUCCCCAAGUGCAUGUGUGGUGUUACGCUCAUGUAUUGAAUCUUGUUCUUGUUGAUACCACAGAAACCACCAAAGCUGCUAUUAGUAUAUUUCAGCUUAUAAACAAAUGUGCUGUUUUCUUGCGCGAAUCAUAUAUACGAAUGGACAUAUGGGCGUCAAAACAAUCAAACAAUAGAAGACUAAAUGUAAUUGGCGAGACACGCUGGUGGGCAAAGAACCAUGCAUUAAAAAAAAUAUUUGGAAGCUUCAACAACCCAUCGACAUCCUUGUAUAUUGAGCUAAUUAAAACUUUACAAGAGUUAGCCUCCUCUGAAGACUUUAACCCAACUGUUCGCGACACCGCCCAAACUCUAUUAGAUAAGUGCAUCUCAUUUGAAACAAUUCUUACCGUUCAAGUUUUUUUGCGUAUAUUCCAACACACAGCAUCACUUUCCAAGUACCUGCAGACAAGUGGGAUGGACGUGCUCUAA